ACAUGUUUAUUCUGAAAGAUUUCUUUUAAAAAACAUUUACGAGAAGUAUGGCAACUAGAUUAGGAUGGAUAACCUCAGCGAUCCUCUUAGUCCUCUGUAAAUAUUUACUUUCACAGAAACAUACAACAGAUUUCCACUAUCAAUGUUCUGAGUGUACAUGCUUACUGGAUUCAUCUGUUUGCAAAAACUGUACAUACACGGAUGUAGAAGAUAAUAACAUAUCUUGGAAAAGAACAUUGACUGAAAGCAGGAAAUAUCCAUCUUAUUUCCAAAGUCUUUUGGUUGGAGUGAUAAUUUGCGGGAUAUUGGUCAUAAUCUUGACAGGAAUUGUUAUUUUCUUAGUGAUCCACAUCUUCAGAUUGAAAAGAAGACAUUGUUAUGAUGAAAGAGAAGGCAUUCAGAAUGCAGAAUCUGUCUCUUCAGCGAGUCCAAAUACAGACUAUAUCAUUCCGAUUCAAGCACAAGAUGAUAUUCAGCCUGAACAGCAUUACAGAGAACUCUCUUCUGUUAACAUGGUUAAUGAGUACGUAGAAAUUGUGCAAUGAAAACGUCAUUAAGAACCGAAAAAGACAUAUUGAAGAAACAAAUUGCACAUGAGAGAUAUCUUCAAUGUAUCCUGAUACAUAAUCUAGAACGACAACUGAACAAAAUGGCUUUUACAGAAGACUGUGAAUGGGAGACUUCUUCAUGACAUAUAUAUAAGAUCACAUUACUAUAUUAUAAAGUAGAGGAGUAAAAUGUGUGGAUAAAAUAUUAAAAUACUAGCUAGUAGACAUUAAAUGUGCAACACUCUAUAUUUCUCGACAUAUUUUAAAUAAUAAAUUAACCCUAACUUUCGUGUGAAAAAAUCUGCAUUCAAAUCAACACAUAUAUACAUAUUAUCUUAUUUUCCAGCUACAUUAUAAAACAUUUCUUUUUAAAAAUGUUUACAUAAAAAUUUAUAUGCAUCAAAUACAUCACAAGGUAAAGACAGGCACCAUCUUGGAUAAUUUGAAAAAUGUCUCCUGAAACUAAACGACCUGUGUUAUAGAGUUCGAUCCAUCAAUGUCUCAGAUUAUGACUCAUCUAACCAAAACCUCACAUUGUAUUUCCAAUAAAAUAUACCUCCUUAUUCUAGUUCUCUAUAUGUAGUUCGUGUUUGCAUUGCUCCUGUUUUGUAUUGUUUUAUGGACUUUUGAUCUUGAAUACAAUUAGUUAUCUCCAUAUGUUU
Saccostrea cuccullata (small rock oyster) is the source of this 1210-nucleotide messenger RNA. RefSeq lists its product as uncharacterized. The transcript is spliced from 6 exons. The coding region runs from base 48 to 545 and encodes 165 amino acids. NCBI's taxonomy places the organism in Eukaryota, Metazoa, Mollusca, Bivalvia, Ostreida, Ostreidae. The record is from RefSeq and is a predicted model, not a curated record.